Molecule: messenger RNA, 405 nt
Organism: Rhipicephalus microplus (southern cattle tick)
Lineage: Eukaryota; Metazoa; Arthropoda; Arachnida; Ixodida; Ixodidae
Source: RefSeq, a predicted model, not a curated record
UGCCGAAUGGAAAGCUUAAAACUUCCAUGUGCAUAAACAACUACUGUUACUGCAAUAAAACAGAAGAAAGCAUGAAGAGGUCCGAAAUGGAAUGCAACUACAGAGCGUGUUUGAAAGAGUGCAAACAUAAAGGUCCUCAUAAAGUACUUCUGCAAGCCAGAUGCAACAGUCACAAUGAAUGCGACUGCGUGUACGAAGAGGAUGAAGAUGCUCGCAGUGUUUUCGACUUCCUCAAAGUAUGGAAUUCAUUUAAGCAAAGAAAUGAGAGGUCAGAAAUGGAUGAAGAUGAUCACAGUGUUUUCGACUUCCUGAAAAUGUGGUAUUCGUUUGUACGUAAGCUGCUGUAGUCAUGUGACUUUGUGCAGCCGUUAUGGUUGCAGCCAUGAAUCAUUAAAGUUUUUUCAA